Molecule: messenger RNA, 510 nt
Organism: Mizuhopecten yessoensis (Yesso scallop)
Lineage: Eukaryota; Metazoa; Mollusca; Bivalvia; Pectinida; Pectinidae
Exons: 2
Coding region: 1-510 (169 amino acids)
Source: RefSeq, a predicted model, not a curated record
AUGUCGUGUGACAGCUACAUAUGUGUGACCAUAGACAGCUACAUCUGUGUGACAAAAGACAGCUACAUCUGUGUGAACAUAGACAACUACAUCUGUGUGACCAUAGACAGCUACAUCUGUGUGACCAUAGACAUCUACAUAUGUGUGACCAUAGACAGCUACAUCUGUGUGACUAUAGACAGCUACAUCUGUGUGACAAUAGUCACACAGAUCUACAUCUGUGUGAACAUAGACAACUACAUCUGUGUGGCCAUAGACAGCUACAUCUGUGUGACCAUGGACAGCUGCAUUUGUGUGAACAUAGACAGCUACAUCUGUGUGACAAUAGACAACUACAUCUGUGUGACCAUAGACAGCUACAUCUGGGUGACCAUAGACAGCUACAUCUGUGUGACAAAAGACAGCUUCAUCUGUGUGAACAUAGACAACUACAUCUGUGUGGCCAUAGACAGCUACAUCUGUGUGACCAUGGACAGCUACAUUUGUGUGAACAUAGACAGCUACAUCUGA